Molecule: messenger RNA, 1294 nt
Organism: Hydra vulgaris (swiftwater hydra)
Lineage: Eukaryota; Metazoa; Cnidaria; Hydrozoa; Anthoathecata; Hydridae
Source: RefSeq, a predicted model, not a curated record
AUUGAAAUAAAUAAUGGACGAUUUAAGUUGCAAUUUUCCGAAAAGAUUUACAAAAAGUAAGUUAAGCAACCUAAGUAAAAAUUUAUGUACUGAGAUGAGUACAUCAAGUCAUAGUUGUUGAUGUACUGAGACGUCAUCAAAUCAUUGUUGUGAGUCAGAGGAGGAGGAACCACAUUCUACAAUAAAUUUAAAAGACAUUGAUUUUCAAACUUUUAAUAACGCUAAAACCUGCAAUAGUAAUCCUAUUAGUAUUAAAUCUGCCAGUCUCAUUUCUAUUACAAAAAGUAACUUUUAAUAACGCUAAAACCUGCAAUAGUAAUCCUAUUAGUAUUAAAUCUGCCAGUCUCAUUUCUAUUACAAAAAGUAACUAUAAAAUAGAUAAAGAGAAAUCUCCAAGAUGGACUUAGAGUAAUGAAAUGAUAGAAGUUUUAUUGGAAAACGUAGUAAUUUAUAAAACUGAUAUGGAUUAUAAAGGUUUAGACUUUGAAAAAGAUUUGCCUGCCAUGUAUAGUUCUGUUCGAGAAAUGAUGGGACAGAUGUAUCCACCAGAGGAUUUUGGGCCUUUUAAAAUACAACCAAUAGAAACUAAUCAUAUUUCAACAGAAGAGCUUUUGGUCUUAAAACGAAAAAUUGAUAAGCAAGAAAAACAAAAAAAGGAAGGUUACAAUAGAACUAAAUCAAAAAUAAAAGAGUUAAGAUCUGGUUACAAAACAGCCAUCGAUAAAGGAACACGAUCUGGAAGUGGUUGUUUGGUUCAAGAACAUUUUGAAAAGUUAAGAGAAAUAUGGAGUGGUUCACCUUCUGUAGGAGCUAUACCCCAUGGUCAUUCCAGUUUAAAUCUUACGAGUGAAUCAAAAAUGGACAAUAUGGUUAUUAAAGAUACAAAGCGAGAUAAAAUGAAAAAGAAACUGUCUGCAUACCAACGGGACAUUAUGCAAUUAAAUCUAGCAAGAGAGGAAAUAACAUUAAAACGCAGUAUAAUACAAGCAAUGGAACAAUCUUCAAAACAAACUCAAAAUACUAUUGAAGCGAUGGCUAAUUCAGUAAGCUCCAUUGGUGACAAUAUAAAAGAGGGCCUUUCCAUCUUAGCUAAUUCUUUUAUGCAAAAUCAACAAAUGCAGUGGUCAAACUACAAUAUAGUUCAUGCAAAUUUGCCAACAAUGUCCAAUAGCUUUUCAUCACCAUCGUUUCCAAAACCACUGUAACACUGUUUUCUGUGUCAGUAAUCUUAUUGAUAAUAACUUUAUCUUGAUUUUGUUUUGUUUAAAUAAAUAAAAAAGUAGAUUUAACAAAA